This is a messenger RNA of Erinaceus europaeus (western European hedgehog), 2522 nucleotides long. RefSeq names its product potassium channel tetramerization domain containing 8 (gene KCTD8). Gene Ontology annotation, molecular function: protein binding. Bases 205 to 1659 code for a protein of 484 amino acids. The record is from RefSeq and is a predicted model, not a curated record. The transcript has 2 exons. Gene Ontology annotation, biological process: protein homooligomerization; regulation of G protein-coupled receptor signaling pathway. Lineage: Eukaryota; Metazoa; Chordata; Mammalia; Eulipotyphla; Erinaceidae.
UGGAGCCCGGGCGCCGCCGCCACCGCCGCUGCCCCAAACCCUGAGCUCUCGGUCGCCCCGGCCGGGAAGGCGGCCACUCCGCACCGGGCGCACGCCGAGGCCGGGGCUCCAGGACCGAGCAAGUGCGGCUCUCCCGGGUCCCUUGACUGGUGGCGGCAGGAGCGUCUCUGUCUCUGUCUCUCUCUCUGUGUUGGGGGGGAAACCAUGGCUUUGAAGGGCACGGGCAGCGGCGGCGCAACCAUCCUGCCCAUUAGCGAGAUGGUGUCGUCGUCCAGCUCGCUCGGCGCGUCGGCUGCCGCCGCCCCCGGCCCCUGCGCGCUCUCCCCGUUCCCCGAGGUGGUGGAGCUGAACGUGGGCGGCCAGGUCUAUGUGACCAAGCACUCGACGCUGCUCAGCGUCCCGGAGAGCACUCUGGCCAUUAUGUUCUCGCCUUCCAGCCCCCGGGGCGGCGCCCGACGCCGGGGCGAGCUGCCCAGGGACAGCCGGGCGCGCUUCUUCAUCGACCGCGACGGCUUCCUCUUCAGGUACGUGCUGGAUUACCUGCGGGACAAACAGCUGGCCCUGCCCGAGCACUUCCCAGAGAAGGAGCGGCUCCUGCGCGAGGCCGAGUACUUCCAGCUCACCGACUUGGUCAAGCUGCUGUCGCCCAAGGUCACCAAGCAGAACUCGUUGAAUGACGAAGGCUGCCAGAGCGACCUGGAGGACAACCUCUCCCAGGGCAGCAGCGACGCGCUGUUGUUGCGCGGGGCGGCGGCCGCCGCACCUUCGGGCCCUGGAGGGCUCAGCGGCGGCGGCGGCGGCGGCGGCGGCGGCGGCGGGGGCGGCGGCAGCGGCAGCGCGCCGGACAAGCGCUCCGGCUUCCUGACGCUCGGCUACCGCGGCUCCUACACCGCCGUGCGCGACAACCAGGCGGACGCCAAGUUCCGGCGAGUGGCGCGCAUCAUGGUGUGCGGGCGCAUAGCGCUGGCCAAGGAGGUCUUCGGGGACACGCUCAAUGAAAGCCGCGACCCCGACCGGCCUCCGGAGAAAUACACCUCCCGCUUCUACCUCAAGUUCACCUACUUGGAGCAGGCGUUCGAUCGCCUAUCCGAGACCGGCUUCCACAUGGUGGCGUGUAACUCAUCGGGCACCGCGGCUUUCGUCAACCAGUACCGCGACGACAAGAUCUGGAGUAGCUACACCGAGUACAUCUUCUUCCGACCACCUCAGAAAAUAGUGUCACCUAAACAAGAGCAUGAAGAUAGAAAACAUGACAAAAUAACAGAUAAAGGAAGCGAAAGUGGGACUUCUUGCAAUGAGCUUUCCACUUCUAGUUGUGACAGUCACUCAGAGGCAAGCACACCCCAAGAAAACCCACCCAAUGCCCAGCAGGCAACAAAUCAUCAACCUAACACCUUAACACUGGAUCGCCCUUCCAAAAAAGCCCCUGUGCAAUGGAUGCCCCCACCGGACAAACGCAGAAACAGUGAACUCUUUCAGACCCUCAUCAGCAAGUCCCGUGAAACAAAUCUUUCCAAAAAGAAAGUCUGUGAGAAGCUAAGUGUGGAAGAAGAAAUGAAGAAAUGUAUUCAAGAUUUUAAAAAAAUCCACAUUCCUGAUUAUUUUCCAGAGCGCAAACGGCAGUGGCAAUCUGAACUGUUACAGAAGUAUGGGUUAUAGUAAUUAUCACAUCCCUGCAGUAUUGCAAUGACAGUAAAUGUUUCCUACAGUGUUACCACCUGGAUGUGUCCCAAUAAUGGUCAGUGUAAUUAUUGCUGCUCUUCAUUUUUGUGAACAGUGUAUGUGGAACAGUAGUUUCUUUCCUUAUUUUUGUUGUGGUUUUUAAAAGAAAACGUUGACUCAAAAUGAUGUAUCUGAUUCAUACUAUUUUGCAAGAAUGAAAGUAAAAUGUGCAUGGUCAAGAACCUUAGAAUCUUGAUUUUUGAACUGUGGUCAACUGGAUAUGUCUGUCAUUUUGUAACUCACCACAAUUAAGUCAUUGUAUCACUUCAACUGAAAUGACAACAUUUAUAAAGCAACAUCAAGUUAAAUUUUAGAUGAUGGUGUUAGGACCCAAAUUCAAAACUGUUUAAAUGUUAAUGCAAUAAAAACAAGCAUUAUUUUUGCAUGAGUUCAAUGUUACAAAUAAAUCAUAAGACAUGAGAAAGAUCUGUCUGCUGCUUGGAAAAGAAAAAAAACAGUCAAACGUGUUUCAGACAAAACCUAUAACUAUAAGCUGUCUAGGAAAUUGAAUUUUCUUUGUUCUCGAUCUGUGAUUUUGUGUGUGUGUGUGUGUGUAUGUAUAGGUAUUCUGAUGUUAAGAUGAUGUAAAUAUGCCUUAUACUAUUGUGUUAUGGCACUGACAUUCAUCUAUAAUUGCUAGUCAUGAUUAUUUCUGUGAAAUGAGUCCUUACAUCAGGCUGUGAAAUUUGGUAUAACAGUGCUCUGAAAGAUGCUAUUAUCAUGUUAAUCAACAUAACGAGGGAAAUGGUAAAGAGCUUUGUGUAUUUAUUAAAAAAGGAAAAGACAUUAGAAUUCCUUGA